Molecule: messenger RNA, 1836 nt
Organism: Daphnia magna
Lineage: Eukaryota; Metazoa; Arthropoda; Branchiopoda; Diplostraca; Daphniidae
Product: venom protease
Exons: 7
Coding region: 131-1393 (420 amino acids)
Biological process (GO): proteolysis
Molecular function (GO): serine-type endopeptidase activity
Source: RefSeq, a predicted model, not a curated record
UGGUCAUUAAAGACAAAGAUAGGAAGCACCAGAGCUUUCAAGUCUUCCCUGUUCGACUAUAUAAAAGCCCAAGACAAAACAAUUGGACAUAGUCUUCGUCGAAUCUUCACGCGCCGAGUACGAGCAUCAAAUGGAAUCUGCGGCUGUAUACCUUUUGCUGUUGUUGGCAGUGACCAACGUCCAAGCGGCGAGUAUCCAAUAUCCGGCCCUACCUUCCAUUAACUCACGUUCACAACAGCUACAACAAUGGAACAGUCAGGAUGAUCAAGGGCGAACGAAUUUUGGCUAUGCCUACUACGGCCAGGCAGCUUCUAACGUUCGUGACGCUAAUGGACACAUGAUUGGCUCUUGGGUUUACCUGAAUCCAGAAGGUACGGAGGUUCGUGCUUCCUACACAGCUGACGAUAAGGGCUUUAAGGUACACUUCAACAACGUCGCUCCUGCUGCCAGUCCGGUAGCGUAUGCCCCUGUCAAAGAUGUCCCUGUCCUUGCCGCUCCAAUUGACACUCCGGUAGCGUAUGCCCCUGUUAAAAACGUCGCUGUUCGUCCCAAGAAUGAUGGGGAUCAACCUGCUAUUGCUGAUGAUUCUAUCUGUUUAAGCAACGAACUGCGUGCAAUGUCUCGAAUGGAUAGGUUGAAUGCCACUUUUAGAAUGACGGAAAGUGAAGAAGCCACUCCGAAUCAAUACCCAUUCUUGGUGGCGCUUGCAUCCGGUGAUGAGGAAAAUGGAGACCUCGAUACUUCUUGCGGCGGAUCUUUGAUUACUCCGACCAAAAUCCUAACAGCUGCCCACUGCAUUACUAAAGAUAAAACAGAAUCCUUAAUUGCGCAUGCCAUCCAUGUCAGAUUCGGAAUGCACACGAUUAGACCAACAGCAAGUGACUCCAAAGAUAAAAGAAACGUCGUAGGAAUGAAAAUUCACGAAGACUAUAACGCCCAGACACUUGAGAACGAUAUCGCUAUUUUGACACUUGAAUCGCCUGUGGAAUAUACGGACACUAUUCAACCCAUUUGCUUGUCGCCGACGUGUUUGGCUACUGACGGAAUGGAAGCGAUUGGAAUGGGAUGGGGAUACAUCAAAUCUGGAGGCCCAGAUUCAGAAUAUCUACGACACGCUGUCCUUCCAGUUGUUAGCAACAAAGAAUGCCAGGCAACCUAUGGGGAAAAAGAUGAUAUUCUCGACACUAUGCUUUGCGCUUAUGGAGGUGAAAAAGACACUUGUCAGGGUGACAGCGGAGGCCCUCUAGUGGUCGACUAUGGCGAAGCAAAGUCAGAAUGUCGUUUCGUGCAGAUUGGCGUCGUCAACUUUGGCGAAGAAUGUGGCGUAACGGAAUAUCCAGGAGUUUACGCGAGGGUUAGUACAUACUUGGACUGGAUAGCAGCAAAUAUGUAAAACUGUCGAAACCCUACGAUGCUUUCAGCACUUCCAAUCCCAUUUCCGACAUGACAAAUGGACGCGAUUAAGUUUACGUUUACAGCUUCUAGGUCACGAAAGAAAUCCAUCAAACAACUUAAGAAGCGUGAUGCAUUCAAUGUCGCGGAGCAAAGUUUUUAAAUGUUAUUUUAAUUCAAUAUUUACCCCCAUGGAAUCAUCCCAUUUUCACAUUCUCAUAUAAUUCUUUAAUUCAGAAGUUUCGCAUUUUACACGUUUCUGAUUGUCCACAUUUCGGAGGGAGGGCUUUUACUCAACUGUCUUUUAAUAUAGAUUUCAAUGGAUUGGGGCUUAAAUGAUACAGAUUCUUAUCUACUACACUGUUUCCAACGUUUAUCCCAUUUUAUAGCUGAGUUGCCAAUCUCUGAUAUUCUAGAAACAUUCAAUAAACGGUUUAGCAAAUA